UGUUAUUUGGACAGGAGUGAGAUUUGGGACACUCCACUGGAAAACUUUUCACUGCUGCAGAAACAUGGUUAAAGCAAAGGUCUGGGUCCUGCGGAAGCAUUUCGAUGGCUUUCCAAAGGAGAGCGACUUUGAGAUGAAAGAGGAGACCCUACCUGAGGUCAAGGAUGGAGAGGUUUUACUAGAGGCCAUCUUCCUCAGUCUUGAUCCAUAUAUAAGAGCCAUGAGUCAGUUGAUUAUGAAAGAAGGGGAUGUACUGUUUGGAGGUCAGGUGGCGAAGGUGCUUCAAAGUAAGAACCCAGCAUUUCCUGUGGGCUGUUAUGUAACUGCUCCUUGUGGCUGGAGGACACACACAGUGACCAAUGGAAAAGCCAAAUUUAGCCAAGACAUGGCCCAAGUCCUUCCUGAUUGGCCCAAAGAGAUUCCUCUUUCCUUGGCUGUUAGUGCACUAGGGAUGCCUGGUUUGACUGCUCUGUAUGGUCUGGAGGAGGUGAUGCAGGUGAAGCCAGGUGAGAUUGUGCUGGUGAGUGCGGCUGCAGGUGCGGUGGGCACUAUGGUGGGACAGAUCUGUAAGAUUAAAGGCUGUAAGGUGGUGGGAUCAGCUGGGAGUGAUGAUAAAGUGGCCUAUCUGAAGGAGCUGGGCUUCGACCAUGCUUUCAACUAUAAGACUAUACCAUCUCUGGAUGAAGCACUGAAGAAGGCCUCACCUGAGGGAUACGACUGCUACUUUGAGAAUGUUGGAGGGCCUUUCUUUACUGCAGCGCUGAAUCAGAUGAGACCUGGGGGACGGAUUGCUGUGUGUGGUGCAAUUUCACUGUACAAUGCCACCACACCCCAGACAUGUCCUUACCCCCACAUGACCAUUAUAACUCGCUGUCUAAGAAUCGAGGGCUUCCAGGCCAAUCAGUGGCCUGACAAAGAUGAGGCAUCUAUCAGAAGACUGGUCACAUGGAUGAAGGAGGCAAGUAGACCAAAUGAACAUCAGAGCAUCUAUCUAUCUAUUUCACCUCACAAAGUGCCUUGUAAUUGGCCGAUGAGUCUAACCAGGUGCAUUAAUUCAGGUAAAAUAUACAAAGUCUACAGGAACUACUUGCUGAAUAGGAGAGAGUGGGGCACAGACCAAGGUAGGGUAAAAUGUAACAUGUAGUCUUGUAUUCUCAUAGCAAUAUCAUCUGCAAAUUAUAUAAGCUAUUAAACUUUUAAAAAGUUUAUUUGCACCAUAAAAGUAACUUUUUGAUCAUAAACAUUUUUAAUUAUGUGCUUAAGUCAAAGAAUUCACACAUCUAUAUUAUUUUAAUCUCUCCUGGUGGCUGUAAAGCAGCACGGUAUGAUACAUAAAAACUACUCAAAAUGAGAGCCAGACAGACUAGAGUACAGCCUCCACAUGGUGAGGUUAGUUGUUUGGUGUUGUUGAGUGAGUCACCCAAGGAAAACAGUGAGAAAAGUCCAUAUCCUCCCAUGUAAAUUCAAAUGUUUGAAUACUACACCAUAUUACUGUAGGAUUGGUUUACUAUAAAUAUAUGUAAUUAAAAUAUAUUUCUGUUUUAUCUUGCUCAUAUCAGCUGUUCUAUAUUGUAGCUGAAAAACUUUGCCAGCCACUUUUUAACUAAAUAGCCUCUUUUCACUUAUCAUAAAAUUCUGGUGUAUUCAGGUCGGAAAGUUUGUCUGGUUUAAACAACAUAGAGUUGUAUUGAAUUAAUUGCGUUUGCAUUUAUUUAACAGAUUUUUAGCAACUGAUACAAUUAAACCCAACCAUAGAAUAUCUACAUCUGCACUCACUCUGCUUUUAAUUGAAUUAUUAAAAUGAAGACGCCAGAAAAAAGGUGACAGUUUCAUUUAUAGCAGAGAUGUGUAGGUCGUUUGUAUAAAAUUGAUUAAUCUCAUUUUUAAAAUGAAUUAGAAAAAACACCAACACGUUAGGGUGUGCCCUGCUCUUCCCCUAAUCUCCUACGGGAAAUCAAUACAGGCAAAUAAAACAACAGACCAGCUGCAAGAAUCUUGGAGUAUCCUACUACAGUAAUCUCUCAUAACAUGUUUUAUUUACUUUAAUGAAUUUAACGGCUUCUAUUAUUAGAAGCAUGUUUAGCGUUAACAGGUAUUUGGUUCUUUUCUCAGUCUCAAAAUGUCCCAAAAUGAUUGUGUUUGGUAAUCGAGUGUAUGCCACAGUUGGGAUUAGGUGGAAAAAUUCUGAAGUAUUCCUCCAGAACUGGUUUUGAAAGUGCAGUACAGACUCUAACCACUAGGUGAUGCAGUAACCCAUCCAUCCAGCUUCUCUGUCAGGGUCGCGGGGGCUGCUGGAGCAUAUCCCAGCAGUCCAUCCAUCCAUCCAUCCAUUUUCUAAGCCGCUUCUCCGUCAGUGUCGCGGGGGGGUGCUGGAGCCUAUCCCAGCAGUC
This is a messenger RNA of Pygocentrus nattereri (red-bellied piranha), 2390 nucleotides long. Its product is annotated as prostaglandin reductase 1-like. Gene Ontology annotation, cellular component: cytoplasm. Bases 65 to 1144 code for a protein of 359 amino acids. The transcript has 7 exons. NCBI's taxonomy places the organism in Eukaryota, Metazoa, Chordata, Actinopteri, Characiformes, Serrasalmidae. Gene Ontology annotation, biological process: prostaglandin metabolic process. The record is from RefSeq and is a predicted model, not a curated record. Gene Ontology annotation, molecular function: 15-oxoprostaglandin 13-reductase [NAD(P)+] activity; 2-alkenal reductase [NAD(P)H] activity.